Molecule: messenger RNA, 651 nt
Organism: Aspergillus wentii DTO 134E9
Lineage: Eukaryota; Fungi; Ascomycota; Eurotiomycetes; Eurotiales; Aspergillaceae
Exons: 1
Coding region: 1-651 (216 amino acids)
Source: RefSeq, a predicted model, not a curated record
AUGUCGCCUUCGAAGAAGCCAGUCCUUCAUCCUUUAAAGACACCCAAGACCGCAACCUUUCCGUCUGAACUGCAUGAUGGCCCUCUGUCCAGUGUUUCAGACAAUGUGAAACAGGAAGAUGGUGCCAUGUCUACGCCUAUUACACCUCCUGCGGCCUAUACAGAAUUCCUCAAGGCGCUCACUCCCGUCUUUACCAGCCCAGCCAGUGCUGGUGUGAACUUCCCUAAGUUUCCUUUCGACAAGAGUGUCAACUCGCCUACAUCACAGCCAGCCAGUGCAGUCAGUGGCUCGUUUGCGCUCAGUGAACCGGUGAAAUCAGCAACGGCCUCACUUCCUCCACCGACUCCCUUUGCUGCCCCUCAACAUCCCAAGCGGGAAUUGCCCAAUCCACGUCGUUUGCGGAUCCCGCACCCACAGUCUCUGAGAUUCUCGCCGGUGACGGAUUCCCCCAGAAGUGCGACUACUCUUCGUUCGCCUUUCUCCCCGUCAGAUUGGAAGAUCAGGUAUUUCGAAGCUCCCCGGAGUUCUGGUGGAAAGUCGGUCAGUGUGCGCCAGGUUGUUACUCGUACGGUGACGUACAAACGCACCCAACUCGAGGCUCCUCCCAAAGGAAAGCGACGGAAGUGCUCCUCGGAAACGGAGGAGAGCUGA